UACAUAUUUAUUAUUAUUUACCGAGGUUGGUUUUAGUUAUUAUAAAUGUUUCUCAACGCAUAUGGGUUAUGCUACGUCACAUUUUUGGUACGUCGUCUUGCUACGUGUGCUCAUCCAACAAAAUAACAGAGAACUGAUUCUCAGCUGUGCUGGUUACUGCAAUGAAUGGUGACACUAUCCAUCAGGCGACAACCACAGCUUCCGUUGCAGCACCGUGUGGCUGGAGGGAAUUCUGCGAGUUGCAUGCCAUAGCCACGGCCCGGGAACUAGCCAACCACUACCGUAACUUUGCCAGGGAGCGGCCAGAUCAUGAUGUCAUCCCACCGGACAGCUUCUCCAAGCAGUUCAGCGAGCUGUUCCAGCAGCACUUCCACAGCGAGGUGGCCGAAAAUAUCCCUGCAUUGGCCCCUUCGCCCAUGAUGGGCCAGCUCCGCAUCACCUCCUCCGGGGUGCUGGACUACCGGGAGGCGGGCCAGCCUGGCGCCCCGGCCCUGUUCACUGUGCUGGACCCAAAGCCGAAGCACGGGGUGGUGGAGCAGCCCCUCCAGUGCUCAUCAGCCAACCCAGGGGUGCGAGCUCGAGCUCCCGUCCGGAGCCACAGCCAGGAGGAGGUGUCUGUGUUGGAGCGGCGGCCUGUGUCUGAAUGGUACACCCCCACCUCACCCUCCUUCGCUGCUGCUGAUGUCACGCACUUCUCUGUCAGCCAGAUCAGGCAGAGCGUGCGCUGUCUUCUUAAGGAGCCCCUGCCGCCACCUCAGGACCUGCUGUCGAGAGGGCCGGGGGACAGGGGAACAGGAGGGACUCUGGACGAAGUGACGGCCUUAUCGUUGUCAGCGCUGACUGUGAACUCCUCCCCCGAGACCUCUGCCUCGUCCAAGGCGGUCCACCUCCUAGACCGUCUGGCCAGCAGGUUUGGCAGUAGGCAGAGUGUGAAGCGCGGGCCGCAGGCUGCGGGCAGGUGCAAAGAGGGGCAGCUGAGGUACCUGGUGGUUGACGACACGAUCUCGGACACACAGCAUCGCUGGGAGCGCUGCCGCCUACUGGUGAGGAAGAUCAGAGACGGCCUAGCAGGAGAGAGGUUCCAGCUGGAGCUCUAUGACCCCCCCAAGGGCUCUAGUCCCAAACUGACAGUUCAUUGCGUAGACAUCCUGGCGAUCCGCCGCUGCAACCGCCUGGAGAUGCCCGACAACAUGAACACGUUUGUUUUAAAGGUUAAUCACUAUCCAGGUAGUCUCAUAUUUGAGACGGAAAAUAACCAGCAAGUCAGCUCCUGGACAACAGAAAUUAAAGAAUGUAUCAACAGGUCUGGCAGUGUGGAUUUGGAGCUCCUAACCUACCCUGUGGACAAUGCUGCGAUGGCCAACCGGAGAGGGAACUCCGAGUCAGGGAGUCAGGGAUCUGCGACCUUUGCCCUCUCGGAGCAGGUGUACCAUAAGACUGACCACUUCCUGUGUUCAUACCCCUGGUUCCACGGGCCCAUCUCGCGGGUCAAGGCGGCCCACCUGGUCCAGAACUUGGGCCUGGAGGGCCACGGAGUGUUCCUAGUGAGGCAGAGUGAGACUCGCCGCGGAGACUACGUCCUCACCUUCAACUACCAGAGCAAGGCCAAGCACCUGCGUCUGUCUCUAACAGAGUGGGGUCAGUGUAGGGUGCAGCACCUGCGCUUCCCAUCCGUCAUGGACAUGCUCAGUCACUUUCGCCUCUACCCCAUACCCCUGGAGUGUGGCACUGCCUGUGACGUCACCCUCUCAAGCUUCGUGGUGGCUAACUCCCAAGGUCAGAUUUCAGCGGCUGUUCUGGUUCCCUUCUCCCUGAACUGCUGGAGCUCCGAGCCCAGCCUGGCCCACUGCAGCCCAGCCACCUGCCCCAGCCUGCUCCCCUCAGCAGGCCCCUCUCCAGGCCCUCUGCCCCAGCCCGGACACCCUCAUCUAUACACCUCACCCCUCCCAGACCUCCCCACCUCGGGUCCCCUGCGUCGGAGCGAGUCGGUGGGCCGCAGACCCCUACUGCGUCACCCCAACCCCCACCCACCCUUUACUCAGCGAGACUCCGACUACGAACUGGAGCCAGACAGGGGCCGCAAGCGGGCCAUCGACAACCAGUACAUGUUCCUCUGACCGGCCGACUCCCUUUCACAGCCGGCCCAGAGGUCACCGCAAAACUCCAAGCAAGUGCCAGAUGGACUCAUGAGUGAACGUGUAUGCCCAAGUUGAGGUCUGUUUCGUGGUGGGGGUGACAGAGUUCAUUAUGAAUGUAUUUUUAGGAUAGUGUUUAAUAUUGUUAUGAUUAUUCUCAUUUUAUGAAGCAGAUGUCGUUGUUUUAAGGGAUGUUGCUACAUGGGAAAGGUCUUCCCUCAGGCAGGGGAGGGGGGCACCCUCACUGCCUCUCCCUCCCCCUUUAACCCCAUAAAGAAAGCGGUCGGGAGGGGACACACCCUAUUCUAGAGUCCCUGUUCCCCUCCACAGCCUCGACUCUCAAGCCCUGUGCACAAAUCUUGUAUAACACAUUUCACACAAUGUUCGUGAUACAGAGUUUGUCUGCCCAAAAAUGUUUACACAACCACUGUGCAAAACUCUGUUGUAUCACAAAGCAUUGUACAACUUGAAUAGGGCCAAAUAUUAGCAUGUUAAUUUCCUGUUGGCAUUUAACAGAAGAGUCCUUACCUUCAUAGCAUUAACUUCUUUCAUCUUAACAUUGUUCUCUCCAGCUCUACGACUCAAGGACAAAGCUGGACCUUUCUGAAGGCAUUUGUUUUUUGCUAGUUAAAUGUUUCCAAAUGCUACAUUUGAACGUUUGUCUUCUAUGGCUUCUUAAUCAGUGAGCUCUUGAAAGAGACAAACUUCGCCAAAGAAAAGACUGCACUCCCUUGCUUUGACGAAGAACCCUUGUGUACAUGGCCCCUUAACACAUUUUAUGUAAGCAACCGUUCUGGUGUACAUUUUGUUUAGUAAUUAAACAUUCUUCUUUAACAUACCAGUACCCGUCACUUUUCUGUAUGUACAUCUUUCCCUUGCCUAACACUAACUUAGCAGUGAAACCUUAAUCAUUGAGUUGUACAGCUUACCCUCUAGAAGUCCUACAGUAUUUAUGGUCAUGUUCAUUUCUUAUCAUAGAAGGGCUUUGUUUUUAAGAAAUGCACAAAGGCAGGUUGAUUUCCUUUUUAAAUGAUCAGGACAUCGACUUGCCUUUUCAUUGCAUGACCCAGCUAAAAAUCUAUCAAGGAAUUUUACAAUGGUUUUUAAUCAGGUACCUUCCAAAAUUGAAACUGACAUUGUCAAAUGUUUAGGUGGGAAAAAAGGUUAGACAAUUGCGGUUUGUUUCCUGUGCUUAAAUUGAAACUAAUCCCAAUCUGUUCUGCAAAUGCAACAGGAAAGCAACGGUAUCAUUGACUUAUCAGUCCCUUUGACCUGUAGCCAGAAAGACUGCCUUGCCUGAAAACUGCUGUUGCUUUACGUGUUUGAACUUAGUGCAAUAACUGAGAUUUCCAAUAAUUUAGCCUAUGGCACAUUGAACGCUUUAUAUUAUAGCUUAACCUGUACAUCGUCUUUGCACUCAAUCAUAUUGGGAAAACACAAAUCACACCAAGAGUUCUGGCAAGCUUAGUGCAUUCCACUACUGUAGUCUGGUGUUGCUCACUCUUCAACACCUGUCUGUCUGCACAUAUCAGGUUAGUUUUAUACUCCAAAUGGCCCCAAUGUACCUCAGGCCUAUGUAUUAGAACAUUUGCUUACAUGCAUUUAUUUUGCCCAGUCAGUCAAGCUUUCUGACAUUGUUCCAAGUUCAACUGAUUUAAUGUGUCUUCUCAAUACUGUUGAUUAUCUGUUAUGUAUUAGCACUAAACAUUCCCCCCAAGCUAAUUAAACCACAAAAGCUUUC
Messenger RNA from Salvelinus namaycush (lake trout), 3876 nucleotides. Its product is annotated as SH2B adapter protein 3-like. Gene Ontology annotation, molecular function: transmembrane receptor protein tyrosine kinase adaptor activity. The transcript is spliced from 8 exons. The record is from RefSeq and is a predicted model, not a curated record. Lineage: Eukaryota; Metazoa; Chordata; Actinopteri; Salmoniformes; Salmonidae. Bases 162 to 2117 code for a protein of 651 amino acids. Gene Ontology annotation, cellular component: plasma membrane. Gene Ontology annotation, biological process: intracellular signal transduction.